AUGAGAAAGGCAGGUUCGGCCUUGAAGAUAAUUUUUCCUAAGAUGCUACAUCUCACUUGUACAGCCCACGCGGUUCACCGUUUGGCGGAGGAUGUUCGACUUGUUUCCCCCACUGUAGACAAACUCGUAUCCAAUGGGAAGAAGAUUUUUCUCAAAUCCGCUUCGAGAGUAACUACCUUCCGUGAGAUCGCGCCAGGCAUACCCUUGCCUCCGCAGCCCGUGUUGACCCGAUGGGGCACGUGGAUUAAGGCCGCAGUUUACUAUGCAGAGCAUUUCGAUUCCUUUGCGUCUGUAGUGAACACCCUAGACGCGGCCGAAGCCGCAAGCAUCGCAGCUACUCAGCAGCUCUUGAGAGAAGACUCCGUGAGAGAGCAACUCGCUUUUAUCAAGGCUAAUCUGGGACAUCUACCGCAAGGAAUUGAAAGACUAGAGAAAAGAGAAGUCCCGCUCGCCGAGAGCCUCGAAGUCUUCGAAGGAAUUAUGAGAGUUCUCGAUAUGAUCCCCAACACCGCCGGUGAAAGACUCCGAAAUAAGUGUAAAUUUGUUCUGAGUCGAAAUCCUGACUAUGAACGAAUCAGGUCCAUCGCUCAAGUUCUGAGAGGAGACUCUCCCGAUAGCAGUCUCGAAGGUUUUAGCCCCAGUGAACUGUCAGCCUUUAAAUUCGCUCCUAUCACGUCGGUAGACGUGGAGAGGAGUUUUUCUAUGCUUAAGUACAUCCUUGACGAUCGGAGGCAUAGUUUCACCUUCGAGAAUCUUAAAAUGGUGCUUGUGAUAUACUGUAAUCAAUAA
This is a messenger RNA of Galendromus occidentalis (western predatory mite), 789 nucleotides long. RefSeq lists its product as uncharacterized. NCBI's taxonomy places the organism in Eukaryota, Metazoa, Arthropoda, Arachnida, Mesostigmata, Phytoseiidae. The record is from RefSeq and is a predicted model, not a curated record. The transcript has a single exon. Bases 1 to 789 code for a protein of 262 amino acids.